Gymnodraco acuticeps is the source of this 2145-nucleotide messenger RNA. RefSeq names its product distal-less homeobox 6a (gene dlx6a). Gene Ontology annotation, molecular function: DNA-binding transcription factor activity, RNA polymerase II-specific; RNA polymerase II cis-regulatory region sequence-specific DNA binding. Gene Ontology annotation, biological process: cell differentiation; regulation of transcription by RNA polymerase II; embryo development. The record is from RefSeq and is a predicted model, not a curated record. The transcript has 3 exons. NCBI's taxonomy places the organism in Eukaryota, Metazoa, Chordata, Actinopteri, Perciformes, Bathydraconidae. The coding region runs from base 286 to 1128 and encodes 280 amino acids.
GUGGGAGCUGGUAAGGUGGGUUAACUCCAGCUCAAGUCUCCGUGAAGCGCAGAGCACUGAUGACGUUGGGUUGGAUGACCAAUCGGGAGGCGCUGCCCUUUGGAGACAAACCAUUUUACUUGUAGUGUCUGCAUCAAGUCUGCAAGCAAGGGCUCAAUUUUAACAGAAUCCACCUUAAAAUCUUUCCCUUAACUUAUACCUUCCGCCACUUUGAGUGAGAAUAUCACACGACAAGGGGGGAAAUAAAGACGCCUCUGGAAAAUUCGGGUGUUAAUAGGACAAUAUAUGUUCGCGGUGGAGAGGGGAGAGAGACAACAGCAUAGCGAGAGAGAGAAAACCGAUUUGGUCUUGAGAGAGAGGGGGGUGAGUGCUCUCAAGGCAGAAAAUUCGAUGAUGACCAUGACUACGAUGGCUGACGGUCUGGAGGCUCAGGACUCGUCCAAGUCUGCUUUCAUGGAGUUUGGGCAGCAGUCGCACUCACAGCAGAGCUCCCCGUCGAUGGCCAGCGGCCACUACCCGCUGCACUGUCUCCACUCCGGCUCACACGCGCACCACCAGCACGACAACACCGCGUACACCGGGACCAACACCUACAACCGGUCGUUACCCUACCCCUACGUGAGCCAUCCGCACCACAGCCCGUACCUGCCAUCCUAUCACAACAACACGGGAGGACAGACAAGGUUAGACGGCACAGAGCAGAAAACGACGGUGAUUGAAAACGGGGAGAUUCGUUUUAAUGGGAAAGGAAAGAAGAUUCGCAAACCUCGGACAAUUUAUUCCAGUUUGCAGCUUCAAGCACUGAACCACCGUUUCCAGCAAACACAGUACCUCGCUUUACCGGAGCGCGCCGAGCUGGCUGCUUCUCUAGGACUGACACAAACACAGGUUAAGAUCUGGUUUCAGAAUAAGAGGUCAAAGUUCAAGAAACUGCUCAAGGCGGGCAUCAACCCGCACGAGAACGACCCUAUGCCGGCCUCCAUGUCCCUCUCCCCGCGCUCCCCGACCAUCCCUCCGAUAUGGGACGUGUCUGCCUCUUCCAAAGGAGUAAACAUGCCGGCCAACAGCUACAUGCCCGGCUACUCUCACUGGUAUUCCUCCCCACACCAAGAUUCAAUGCAGAGAUAGACUGAGGAGGAAGGAAGGUCAGUGAGCUGUCUGGAGGCCUCCGGAUCUCCGCCAUGCAGUUUCCAACGUAGCCUACAAUUUGUGUCAGCGCAGAACUGGAGAGGAAGAAAACCCCCUCUGCUGCUCCUCUGCCGAAGGAUAAAAACGCAGCCAUGCCUCGGUGUGAUGACACAAAGGGAACUAACCAUUUUAACGUAUGGCUGUGCAGUGGGACUCGCAUAUUUGUUAUGCUUUCAUUCAUGUCAACAUCUGACCGUCAAUAUACCAAAUAUUAUCAGUGACAUUUUAGCCAUUUUGGGCAAAGACUGCUUACACUCUCCAUGCGCACUGGCGCCCAGAGCCUGUCGCCAUGGUGGACUCCUGACUGCUUUUUUUGGUUGUUUCUCCAACAUGCAAAAUCAAGCAAAUUGUCUGUCUGUAAAUAUACUCUGCGAUUUUAGUUGUACAUACUCUUUUUAUGUUUUGUCAGAUUGAGUAAACCGUGACUCAAAACAGAUGCCUGCUGUUGCAUGAUUUCACAAAUUCAUUUUAAACUAGGCCUUUUUAUGCUUCAUAUUGGGCCAACAUCACAUUCUACCAGGCCCACUUCCCAUUCUACUGGCGUGUACGAGUUUCUAACAUACAAAAAGAACAUAAGGUAAUGACACAGUGCUCAGUGAAAAGCCCAUUUCAUCAGAGUAAACGAUUUAAAUAAAUCCAAAGCGCUUAAUGGAGCUGAAUAACGCCACAGUAUGAAUUAUCAAAUGCUCCGGAGGAAAUGAACUUACCCUUCCCCACUGCUGUCUACAUUCACCUCGAAACUCCAGGUCCAGUUUAUCUUGUAAUUUCACCCCCAAUCAUUAGAAGUAUUGACAAAAUGUUUUCUCCCUUCUCUCCGUCCUAAUGCAGGCCGUUAAAUGCCAAGCUCCACGGGAUCGAUGUUGAACAAAGCAGCCAGCUGCAGCGGCGUUCAAUAUGAAGGAGAUAUUUGGGACAAUUUGUGGGUUUUUAUCCAAGUGAGGCUUUUUUUCCAUUCUC